This is a messenger RNA of Drosophila biarmipes, 1197 nucleotides long. RefSeq lists its product as uncharacterized. The transcript has 4 exons. Gene Ontology annotation, biological process: GPI anchor biosynthetic process. Lineage: Eukaryota; Metazoa; Arthropoda; Insecta; Diptera; Drosophilidae. Gene Ontology annotation, cellular component: endoplasmic reticulum membrane. The coding region runs from base 55 to 876 and encodes 273 amino acids. The record is from RefSeq and is a predicted model, not a curated record.
GUUUUUAUUUACAAUUUCUCAUCUGAAGUUGUUAUAUUAAAAUAGGCUUAAAAAAUGUUUUCCAGGGAAAACGAGAAAUGUUUAUUGUGUAUUUUGGUUUUGGCCUUAACGGUAGGAGUUGCCAACUGUUAUGUGGUGGAACCACCCAUUAUUCAAGUGGAAAUGGACAGAGCCGGCAUGCACAGGUCCCUCACGUAUCGCCUGCGAUUCGACUACCCGCUGGUGGGCAAGGAUUGCGAGUACGGGCUACUCCAGGCAUUUCCCGCAUCUGUUUACAUAAGCACAGACGAACUGGACGACUUGCAGCGUUUGAAGAGGUUAAGUGCCGUCUACCCGAAGUUCGUCAACAUUGAAGUGGCCACGGAACGGGCGCAGCCCUUCUUCGUUUUACUGCGCGGCACACCCAAGAUUACUGAGACACUGGCCUUGCCCGUGCAUUUCCGCUACCAUGCCCCCAGUGAUAAGCGGUCGGCGGCCACGGUGGCCAUACCCCUGCCAGAGCUCUAUCUCAACUGCCCGAUGGGCGAUAAUGAGCUGAUCGAGAACGACUUGGUUGCCCGGCCCGAUAAGCAUUACUGCCUGAAUGCGGCGGAAAGCCGCUUUGAUGAGAACGUCGUCAAGGAUGGCCAGCCGACGACCAUGGCGAAUCUGGAGCGCUGCAACUGGAGGCGUGUGCACGUGGACUGCCAGCUAAAGACGCCCUUACGUGCCGAGAUGCCAGUGGGACAGGCGAACGCCUAUGGCCGGGUGCUGUGCGCCACCAUCCUCCUCGGGUGGUCCCUAGCCCUGUGGACCAUCAUUCGUUCGAUGGCCAACACGCGACGCAUCAAUCAGCGCCUCAACGAGCAGCGCCUGCUACAGCAAAAGGUCAAGUAACAGGCGACAAAGUCGGUGCGAUUCCAAGUUAACAAUGGUUAAUCUAACGACACAUUCCGACGAUUACACAGGGCUGUAAAUAUUUAUUAGUAUGCUGUAUGCAUAGACGAUUUACUUAUUGACAUACUCAAAACGACUUAAUCACCCUAGAAACGUGCCACACGUCGUAAAGUCUGUUUUGGCUAUCACACAACUAAGUCAUUAGGCUUCCCUUAGCAUAAGCGUAAACAUAAACCAAUAUCUUUCGUUAGAGCUAGGCAUAUCGAAAUUUCGCUGGCGCAGGCAGCAAGCUAUAAUUACAAUAAUUUAUAACUAGUACAA